AUUGUCGUCCUGAGCCAUGUGCUCUGUAUAAUUAAGAGCUGACACUGAAGCAGAGUAACAACAGCUUCUAAUUUUUUACCCCUGAUCACAGGUGCAAACAUCUCAAACCAGUUCAGAUGUUGCUGUUUCCUCAAGUUGCAGGUCUAUGGAAAUGCAGGAUCUAACCAGCCCGCAUAGCCGUCUGAGUGGUAGUAGUGAAUCCCCCAAACUCGAUAACUCUCAUAUAAAUAGUAAUUCCAUGACUCCCAAUGGCACCGAAGUUAAAACAGAGCCAAUGAGCAGCAGUGAAAUAGUUUCAACAACAGCAGACGGGUCUUUAGACAAUUUCUCAGGUUCAGCCAUUGGGAGCAGCAGCUUCAGCCCAAGACCAACUCAUCAGUUCUCCCCACCACAGAUUUAUCCUUCCAACAGACCAUACCCACAUAUUCUUCCUACCCCUUCUUCACAAACUAUGGCUGCAUAUGGGCAAACACAGUUUACUACAGGAAUGCAGCAAGCUACAGCCUACGCUACGUACCCACAGCCGGGACAGCCCUAUGGAAUCUCCUCCUAUGGUGCAUUGUGGGCAGGCAUCAAGACUGAAGGUGGAUUAUCACAAUCUCAGUCACCUGGGCAGACAGGAUUUCUCAGCUAUGGCACAAGCUUUGGGACCCCUCAACCUGGACAGGCACCGUACAGCUACCAGAUGCAAGGUAGCAGUUUUACAACAUCAUCAGGAUUAUAUACAGGAAAUAAUUCACUCACAAAUUCCUCUGGAUUUAACAGCUCACAGCAGGACUACCCAUCUUAUCCCAGUUUCGGCCAGGGUCAGUAUGCACAGUAUUAUAACAGCUCACCGUAUCCAGCACAUUACAUGACGAGUAGCAACAGCAGCCCAACAACGCCGUCCACGAAUGCCACUUACCAGCUUCAGGAGCCACCAUCCGGCAUUACCAGCCAAGCAGUUACAGAUCCCGCAGCAGAGUAUGGUACAAUCCAUAGCCCGUCAACACCUAUUAAAGAUUCAGAUUCUGAUCGAUUGCGUCGAGGUUCAGAUGGGAAGUCACGUGGACGGGGCCGAAGAAACAAUAACCCUUCUCCUCCUCCGGAUUCUGAUCUUGAGAGGGUGUUCAUCUGGGACUUGGACGAGACAAUCAUCGUUUUCCAUUCCUUGCUCACUGGGUCCUAUGCCAACAGAUAUGGGAGGGAUCCACCUACUUCAGUUUCCCUUGGACUGCGAAUGGAAGAAAUGAUUUUCAACUUGGCCGACACUCAUCUAUUUUUUAAUGAUUUGGAAGAAUGUGACCAAGUUCAUAUAGACGAUGUCUCUUCUGAUGACAACGGACAAGACCUGAGCACAUAUAACUUUGGAACAGAUGGCUUUCCUGCUGCAGCAACCAGUGCUAAUUUAUGCUUGGCAACUGGUGUCCGGGGCGGUGUAGACUGGAUGAGAAAGUUGGCCUUCCGCUACAGACGAGUAAAAGAGAUCUACAAUACCUACAAAAAUAAUGUUGGAGGUCUGCUUGGUCCAGCCAAGAGGGAAGCCUGGUUGCAGCUGAGGGCUGAAAUUGAAGCCCUGACAGACUCCUGGUUGACACUGGCUCUAAAGGCCCUCACGCUCAUUCACUCCCGAACGAACUGUGUGAAUAUUUUAGUAACAACUACUCAGCUUAUCCCAGCAUUGGCGAAAGUCUUGCUAUAUGGUUUAGGAAUUGUAUUUCCAAUAGAAAAUAUUUACAGUGCAACUAAAAUAGGAAAGGAAAGCUGUUUUGAGAGAAUAAUUCAGAGGUUUGGAAGAAAAGUGGUGUAUGUUGUCAUAGGAGAUGGUGUGGAAGAGGAACAAGGGGCAAAAAAGCACGCCAUGCCCUUCUGGAGGGUCUCCAGCCACUCGGACCUCAUGGCCCUACAUCAUGCCUUGGAGCUGGAGUACCUGUAACAGUCACCUCGCACUUUGAAGCUGCACAGCCGCCCUGUGACCGGGGGGACACAUCCACCAAGCUGAGUCCCAAGUGGGCGCCAGACUCCAAAUUAACAUUUCAGCAUUUUGACACCCAGCUGCUGUGGGUCCUCGCCUCCACCUCUGUGGGAAAUGAAGGACACCACACCCCUUUCUUCAGAACAGCUGUUGACUCCUAGUACUGUGAAUCCAUUGCAAAUAAGCCAUGAGAAUGUUCUAGCACAGUGUCGUGUGUCUUGGCCACAUUAACUAACCAUGGUUCGAACCUGUGAAGAAAGGACCUGCAGACGCUUUGUUUCUAGCAUCUUCAAUGUGACAUAGCACAGCUUCUCCAGUACAACCAACUUGAUUGCACAACAAAGACUGAGAUGGGUUUCCUGAGUACCAGUGGGGGGAUUUUUCUUGUAAAGGUUUACUUUUUCUGGUGUCUCAUACCCAGGGUCUUCUGUACAUCCCUACUUAUUUAUGAACAGACUUUAAAAAAAAAAAAACUGAAAACACAGCUUUAUCGAGGUAUAAUUCAAGAACCAUACAGUUCACACAAACGGACUUUUGACAUCAGAUAACUGAAGAGACAAUAGCAUAAC
Messenger RNA from Budorcas taxicolor (takin), 2523 nucleotides. RefSeq names its product EYA transcriptional coactivator and phosphatase 1 (gene EYA1). Gene Ontology annotation, biological process: multicellular organism development; positive regulation of DNA repair; cell differentiation. Gene Ontology annotation, molecular function: protein tyrosine phosphatase activity. The transcript has 17 exons. The coding region runs from base 146 to 1915 and encodes 589 amino acids. Gene Ontology annotation, cellular component: nucleus. Lineage: Eukaryota; Metazoa; Chordata; Mammalia; Artiodactyla; Bovidae. The record is from RefSeq and is a predicted model, not a curated record.